AAAAGUAUUCACACUCCAACCUUAAAACAAACGAGGGGUGUGUGUUUGUUUCACACGGUUCCCUAGAGCAGAAAACUGCACAUACAGAGACACAACUUACUCCCUGGAUUAUUCUUCUUGGAUUAUGAACUAAAGGACAGACAUGAAGAAGCUCCACUUUCCUCUGUUUGUGCUGCUGUGCCUCUGCAUGGCUUUGCACAACACUGUACAGCUAGACAGCAGUGCUUUCCUCAUCUACAACGAGGCUCACAACAAAUGUAUGAAGGUGGUAGAGCCCAACGUGGCUCAGGCCAGUGACUGUGACUUGUCUUCAGACACGCAGCAUUUCCGAUGGAUUUCCUCUUCUCGGAUCCUAAGCAUCUCCCACAAGCUGUGCCUCGGAGCUCAGGACCUUAAAGAAUGGGUUAGAGUUGUUCUGCUCCCCUGCAACGAGCUGAGUCCGAUGCAGAUAUGGGAGUGCAAGAAUGAGACUCUGUUUGGUAUAAAGGGCCAAAUGUUGCAUCUGAAUUACGGCAAUCGCCAUGAGCCAAAUUUACUGCUGUACUCAGGAACGGGUUCCUGGAGCCGCUGGGAGAUAUAUGGCAGUAAGAAUGAUCUGUGCUCUCACGGAUACCAAGAGAUGUUCACCAUUGGUGGCAAUGCUUUGGGCAACCCCUGUCAGUUUCCCUUUAAGUACGGAGAGAAGUGGUACGCUGAGUGCACCCUUGAUGGGCGAUCUGAUGGACAUCUUUGGUGCUCCACGGUCACAGACUACGACAUGGAUAAGAAAUGGGGUUUCUGUCCAACAAAAUCAUCAUCAGGUUGGGACACCGAUCCAAUAACAGGUGUGUUCUACCAGAGGAACACUCAGUCAGUGCUGACCUGGCAUCAGGCUCGCAAAAGCUGCCAGCAGCAAGACGCUGAUCUACUCAGCAUCAUGGAGCUGCAUGAGCAGACAUAUAUAUCAGGGUUAACUAAUAUACUUGGGUCAUCUCUAUGGAUUGGCCUGAAUAGUCUGGAUUUUGAAAGUGGCUGGCAAUGGAGCAAUGGAAACCCAUUUAUAUAUCUGAACUGGGCUCCAGGCCACCCCUUACUGGAGCCUGGCAUGAACUGUGCAGCACUUAAUGCUGGGAAAGCAUCUAAAUGGGAGAGUACAGCCUGCAGUAGUAAACUGGGAUACAUCUGCCGCAAGGGAAACUCCACGACCAUUACGCCUUCAGUGGGUAAAAACCAGCCUAGCUUCUGCCCAACCACCUGGGUGCCGUAUUCUGGUCACUGCUACUCUCUCUCACGUACUAAAAUGAUGUGGAAAGAUGCUCUGACAGCCUGUCGUAAAGAAGGAGCCGAUCUGAUCAGUAUUCACAAUAUAGAAGAACACAGCUUUAUUAUAUCACAGAGUGGAUACUUGCCCACUGAUGAAAUAUGGAUCGGUCUAAAUGAUCAGAAGACUCAGAACCUGUUUGAAUGGUCAGACAGAACCCAUGUCACCUUUGCCAAGUGGCUUGUGGGAGAACCUUCACACACAGCUAUCCUCAGAGAGGACUGCGUUCUCAUGAAAGGAAAGGAGGGGAAGUGGGCAGAUCACAUGUGUGAAAAGGAGUAUGGCUACAUGUGCAAGAAGAAAGCCUCCACCAAACCUGCAGGGGCACCGGAGGUGAUCAGUCCUGGAUGUCCUGCUGGUUGGAUCAGGUUCAGCUCCUACUGCUACAGCAUUGCGGUAGAAGCCAAAACCUUCAGUGAAGCCAAAACAGCAUGUGAACAGAGUGCAGCUAACCUAGCUCAAGUUGCAGACAGGUAUGAGAAUGCUUUUCUCAUCAGCCUGAUUGGUUUACGGCCUGAAAAAUAUUUCUGGAUUGGCCUGUCCAAUACAGAACGUGUUGAACGCUUUGAGUGGACAAAUAAGCAAGCAGUCAAAUUUACACACUUUAAUGUAGGAAUGCCAGAUAGGCGACAGGGCUGUGUUGCCGUGCGAACUGGGACUUCGGCAGGAUUAUGGGAUGUAGUCACCUGUGAUAGUAAAGAGAAGUACAUCUGUAAGAAAAUAGCCGAGGGUGUUACUACAACCAGAGAGCCUCCUCUGACACAACCUCUCAGUUGCCCCUCCAAAUGGAUAAAAAAAGACCCUGCCAAUUGCAUUCAGGUAUAUAAAAAUACAAAAGAGAAUAAGAAAUCAUGGCUUGAUGCACGCAACUACUGCAAAUCCAUUGGUGGUGAUCUUGCUAGCUUUCACGCUGAAAGUGAAACCAACAUUUUACCGUAUGGUGGGGGAAGUGAACCUGCAUGGAUUGGCUUUAAUAUGCUGGAUGAUAAUGCUGGCUUUGCAUGGUCAGAUGGAACUUCAUCAAACUAUGAGAACUGGAGCUAUGGGGAGCCCAAUAAUUACAAUUCUAAUGAGCAUUGUGCAGAAGCCAGCUUCUACUAUGGUCAUAGAUGGAACGAUCGGGAUUGUGAAGCCUACAAUGAUUGGAUCUGUCAGAUACGACUGGGAACGACGCCAAAACCUCCACCUACCAACCCCCCCCAAGCAGAGUUCAACAUUACGGCUGAUGGCUGGAUCCAGUUCAACGGUAGUCAGUACUACCUUAAUAACGAGCGCCUGGAUAUGGAAGCUGCUCGUACAUUUUGCAUUAAGAACCAUUCUGACCUUGUUAUCAUAACUGGUCUAAGUGAGAAGAAGUUUAUAUUUAAACAGAUUUCAAGAGGCACAGAAGACCAGUACUACAUUGGAAUGACAGUGGGAUUAGAUAAAUCCUUUAGCUGGGUGGAUGGUUCCCCGGUUGUCUAUACAGCAUGGAACCAAAACGAACCAAACUUUGCCAAUAACGAUGAAAACUGUGUUACCACGUACAAGAAUGGAUACUGGAAUGAUAUCAAUUGUGGAGUACAGUUACCCUCUAUCUGUAAAAGAAGUGUUAACUUUGUCACCAGCACAGCGGCUCCUACCACUGUACCGACGGGAGGCUGUAGUUCUGACUGGACCUCCUUUCAGGGAAAAUGUUAUAAAUUUGUAGGGAAAGAUAGCAAUGAAGAGAAAAUAUGGCAUGAUGCUCGACUAUACUGCAUCUCUCAAGGAGGCAACUUAGUGUCCAUUCGGAGUCAAGCAGAGCAAGCAUUUCUCACCACUAUGAUGCUCAGUUCACGUGAUGACGUGUGGAUUGGCUUGAAUGAUAUCAACUCGGAGAUGCGCUUCCUUUGGACAGAUGGGAAAGGUGUCAAGUUCACCAACUGGGCCAAAGGAUAUCCAGUGUCAUUUCCAGAUGGACGCCGAGUAUAUGGAGUAGAUGUCUUCAUCUCAAAGUGGAACAUUGACUUAGCAGGAGACAGCACGUUUGACUGCGUCAUUAUGGUGAAGACACCAGACAGGAUUACUGGCAUGUGGAAGGUUGAGAACUGCGAAGAGAAACGAGGUUUCGUCUGUAAGAGGAAUAUCGAUUCUCAGAUCCAAGUUCCAGCGACAACAGUGUCAUCAGCAUCAUACUUUAAACUGGGAAAUAAUUCGUAUAAGAUACAGACUGAGAAGAUGAGCUGGGAUGAGGCAAGGCGGCAGUGCAAAGCAGACGAUGCUGACUUAGCUAGCAUGUUAGACUCUGUCACCCAGGCGUUCAUCACCCUCAGAACUGGCAGAUUGAAAGAGCCUAUUUGGAUCGGACUAAACAGCAAUGUGACCAGUGGACGAUACCGUUGGAUUGAUAACUGGUUAUUGCGCUACACUAAAUGGGCUUCAGGUGAGCCACUGAGAAACCAGGCCUGUGUAUACAUUGAAACAGAUGGAACAUGGAAGACAUCAGAUUGCAGCAAAAGCUACUACUCCCUCUGCAAACGCUCACCAGAUAUCGCACCCACUGAUCCCCCUGAACUCCCAGGACACUGCCCAGAACCAAAGAAAUCCAAGGUCUGGAUUCCUUUCCGAGGACAUUGUUAUGUUUUUAUAGCCACAAAGAAUGAGAACUGGGCCCAUGCUUCAGUGGAGUGUAUGAGGAUGGGUGCAACAUUGCUGAGUGUGGAGGAUGCACUGGAGUCCAACUUCAUCCAUCGGAAUAUUGAGAUUCUUCACGAUGAAUCCAAAUCUUUCUGGAUUGGCAUCCACCGCAGCUACACAGGUGAGUGGAUGUGGAUUGAUAACACCGUGGUGGACUACAUUAAUUGGGCACCACGGUCACCCGGUACCAGCGGCGACUGUGUGGAGGUCAAAUCAGAAACUGGCUUGUGGAUGAACUCUCAUUGCAAUGGAUACAGAGGCUAUAUCUGCAAAACCCCCAAAAUUAUACCACCAACUGAGAAACAGCCGGAGAUUCAACCGCAUGUGGAAGAGGCCUCUCAUGGCUACACUGGUAUCGCUAUAGCAGUUGUGCUGGUGAUAAUUGCUGUAGCAGGACUGGCUGCCUUCCUCUUUUAUAAAAGACCAACUACCCCAGUAGUCGGGGAGUGUACGUUCGAUAACACACUCUACUUUAACAACCCGGCACGAGCCACCACUACUGUAGACACCAAAGGACUGGUUACCAACAUGGAACAAAAUGAGAAUGCAUAACACACACACACACACACACACACACACACACACACACACACACACAAACACACACAGUUACAAUAAAUUUCUACAUAAUUACAUAAAAGAUCAAAUAUUUGUUGUUGUUGUUUUAUUUUUUAAAUAAUCAAGAUGUAUAGAUGAAUUUUGUACAUCACCAGACUGCUUGGAUGUAGAAAGAUGUCUGCUCAAUAUUUAGUAGAGUAAUACACAAAACACCCUGAAAUUACAUGUUGCUUAUUUACAUCAUAUAGCGCUUUCUUUACUCUUAAAUAGGUUCAAGUUAAUAUAGGACAAUGUAAAUGUUCAUCAUCUGUAUGCCACCAUAUUUUUUUUUUUAUUCUCAGACCUGUGCUUUAUUGACAUGGUUGUGCUCUAUUUUAAUUUUCUUUUUGUAAAUAAAUGUUUAAAGAACUAGAAA
Messenger RNA from Ictalurus punctatus (channel catfish), 4931 nucleotides. It is a transcript of the gene mrc1a, whose product is annotated as mannose receptor, C type 1a. Bases 143 to 4510 code for a protein of 1455 amino acids. The transcript has 31 exons. Gene Ontology annotation, molecular function: signaling receptor activity. The record is from RefSeq and is a predicted model, not a curated record. Lineage: Eukaryota; Metazoa; Chordata; Actinopteri; Siluriformes; Ictaluridae.